Molecule: messenger RNA, 7680 nt
Organism: Bufo gargarizans (Asiatic toad)
Lineage: Eukaryota; Metazoa; Chordata; Amphibia; Anura; Bufonidae
Gene: CHL1
Product: cell adhesion molecule L1 like
Exons: 25
Coding region: 1759-5202 (1147 amino acids)
Biological process (GO): cell-cell adhesion; brain development
Molecular function (GO): cell-cell adhesion mediator activity
Source: RefSeq, a predicted model, not a curated record
CCGGCAAUUCUACCCAGUUCCAAUUCCUUUUGCAAUUUAGCACUAACCACAUCCUUAAAACGACUUACAGAUUUUAAAUUAUCCACCCAGCAACAACCUUCUCCCAGGAAUUCAAGAACUUCAAAACCAAUAUUAAAACCAUCAAAUAUUAAUUUAGCUUUUGCAUUAUCUGGGUACCUGAUCCCUGGUACUUGGCUGUUGCUGGUUGACUUGAGAAUUCCUUUUAAAACAAUGCAUCAUUGGAUGCGUACCACCACAAAAAGAACAUUCAUGCUUGUAUCUACAAUUAGAUAACCAUUUACAUGAAGACGCAUUAAAUGCAAAACAUAGGCAAAACAUUUUGUCAUAUUGGAACCAAGCCAUCCUGCCAAAAUUGUGGUAAGCCUCCAGAAUAAUAUCUAAAUGUUGAAACAGACCACUACAAUAGUCUGGGAGUUUUUCACCAAGCACUUCGGCAUAAAUACUAAAUGCUUGAAUCCAAUUAUUCAGUGACCUAUGAAAAAAACGUCUGACAUCUUCACUUUUUUCAUCUUUCUUCUCAAUCCGCACUACACGUUCCUUUGCUGAAGUACAUUACUUCAAUAAAUUCCAAACGCCAAAUUUUUCCUUUAAUACUAUUACUUAAAUGGAAACCAAGUGGCUAUAGUUCACAUACCAUCGCCUCCUUAACGCAGAUCUCAUUAACACCAAUACCUUAGCCAAUACAGGCACGGUUUUCUCUACCGCUGCACUAUUAGUAUUCAUUUUCUCACAAUUAGAAAUCCAGAUAUCAGAUGCUGGAUGAACCACUCGCCUACUAGCCACCUCAGCCAGCAGUUUAACCAAAGCUGACAGUAACAAAGAUUCAAAGACAACACAUGAAGGUUCUCACCAUCAGCUCCCUCCUGGACCGGCCCAGAGGAUGAUUCUUGCCUAUCUCUUCUAUGGGGGCCAGGAGGUGGCUCAACCACAACUUGUGGAAACCCCUCGACCAGCUGUCCCAUCGACUCUUCUGCUGCUUCUCCUCUUGUGCUGAAAUCCUGGCUGUCCUCUUCCUCCACCGCUUAGGUGUACUUGCGUUGCUUAUUGAAAAGGCCGGCGCUCUCUCUGCUGACAGGCCAGCCGCUCUGUUUCCCCGCCUCAUUGAUCCUGGAAGACCUGCUCCUCCGCCUUCCUCCGGUAGAUGGCAAGGCUUCAUGUCCCGAUCUCUCGGCUCUGUUCCGCCGGCGCCCCGCCUCAGGAGGAGGAGCAUAAGCGCUCCUAGCUCUUUCGACUCUUUUGCAACAGAGUGAAACCAACUCCUCCUCCCUCUGUUGACAGGCAGCUGGCUCUUCACUGCCCGCCUCCGGCGCAGCCCUGGUUCCUUCUUCCGGCUCCCUCCUUGAUGUCAGCAGCUAUUCCAGGAAUCUCUGUAGCCAGUCUUCUCCGCCGGCAGUCUCUGCUUUUUCGAUCAGCUGGCGCAGUAGGACGUCCAUGGCACAGGUCCAGCGAUGCUCCUCUUGUUCUUCAAACUGGCCCCAAACCACUGGACCACCUGAAAUAUAAAGGGUACAAGCUUACCGCCGUAUGCAUAACAACAAAUCACAACGCUGGAUUUCUCACCCAGCAACCGCCCGCAACCAUUCAUUAUUGAGGAUUCUUCAGCCAGCAACAACAUCAGAACCGGAAUAAACCAGCUACCUCAGCACUAACUUUCAGGUGCAGCGAUUGUCUAAUGUGCUUUAUGACUGACGGGUGGAAGGAAGACCACUGGGAUCAAACAGUCUCAUCAAAAAGAAAAUGCUCUGUCUCUGGGGAAAAGUUGUUUUCUGUCUUCUGUCAUUUAUAAAAUGCUUUAAGGCUGUAGAAAUACCUCUUGAAGUGGAACAAUUGCCAACAAUUAUUGAAGUCACUAAAGGAAUCCAAGUUGCCUUUCCUGUAGGAGAAGAUUUCACCAUCAAGUGUAAAGCUAAAGGAAACCCAACCCCUGAAUAUCACUGGACAAAGAAUGGACAUCCAUAUAAUCCAUUUACAGACCAAAAUGUUAAGACUGUGAAGGAUUCUGGUUCAUUUAUUAUCCAUAACGAUGGUAACAUUUUAGCCUACAAUGGAACAUACCGAUGUUAUGCCACUAAUAAGUUAGGAACUGCAGUAUCGGAAGAGACAACUUUACUCAUUCCAGGAGAUCCCAGAUUUCCUAAGGAAGUUAUCCCUCCUAUAGAAUUAGAAGAAGGGAACCCACUGGUUUUAAUUUGUGACCCUCCCCCUGGUAUUCCUCCAGUCAAUGUAGUUUGGAUGACACAAGAUCUACGGCAGAUCCCUCUGAGCAAGCGUGUGUCUGUUGGACUUGAUGGGAAAUUAUACUUUGCACACGUUGUUCAUACGGACAGCACGUUUGACUAUUUCUGUGUUGCUGUAUAUUCCAGAAUCAGACAUAUGUCACAGAGGACUCCGGUGAAGCUCAGUAUACAACACAGCAAUGUCAUAAAAAAUCGUGCCCCAAACAUACUAACAACCCAAGGAGGGAUGGAUAAGUCAAUUGUUGUGCUAAAAGGUGAAGUCCUACAAUUGGAAUGCAUCGCUGAAGGACUGCCAACCCCUAUAAAUGAUUGGCGAAAAGAAGGUGAAGAAUCAAUAAAGUACCGUGCUAUAGUAGAGGGCCAUGGGACACUACUGAAGAUCAAGGAUAUUACUAAAGAUGAUCAAGGAGUAUAUAUUUGUGAAGCCAAAAAUGAGAUGGGUUCUGAUCAGCAAAGGUUUCACGUUCUCGUUGAAGAGCCUCCCAGAUGGAUAAAAAAGCUGACGAGCUCUAUACAAGCAGUGGGAUCUGAGGUUAUCUUAAACUGUUCAGCCACUGGGACACCUGAACCUGAAAUUCAUUGGCAAAGAAAUGGAAUCCCUUUGAGAAGAGAUACACUUCCUCACAAUCAUAAGAUGACAGGAGGCAUAAUAUUCAUUCACUCACUUCAGCCAUCGGAUAGUGCAGUGUACCAGUGUGAAGCCUCUAACAAGCAUGGGACUAUUCUCACCAGUGCCAACAUUGAUGUUGUAGAUAUUGUACCACUGAUAUUCACUGAUGAGAACACGACGUACACAGCAGUGUGGGGGCAGAAUGUCUCAUUACUCUGCAAUAAUUUUGCAUUUCCUGUGGCUGACAUUGUAUGGUAUCACGGGAGAAGAACAGUUCAACCUAAAAGUGGCCGGUACAUAAUAGAUAACAAUGAUACCCUUCAUAUAUGGGAGCUGGAAGCAAAGGACGCUGGGUCAUACACAUGUGAAGUGUCAAACACCAAAGGAAGCGCUUCAGUUAAAGCAAACCUUAUACUUCGAGAACCUACAAAAGGAUAUGUGUCUCCAGAGAAUCCUGGGGUUAGAAGGUGGCAUUCCAUAACCCUAACAUGUCACAUUCAAUGUGAUCCUCACCUCUGUUCUUCUGUGAGAAUUACCUGGAUGAAAGAUGGUCAGGAGCUCAGAGAGGACAACCGAAGGAUACAAGUGAACUUAAACCGUUUGUCUAUCAAUGAUGUAAACUGGGAAGACGGAGGGACCUAUAACUGCAUUGCCAGUACAUGGCUGGAUUCAAUGUCGGCUGAGAGUCAUCUAACAGUGCGAGAUGUUCCAAUGCCUCCUGAAAAUGUACAACUUUUGGAAAAGCAGAACCGUAGUGUUGUGUUGUCCUGGACACCAGGGGAUAGUCACAACAGCCCUAUUUCAGAUUUUAUCAUCCAGUCCAUAAAGAGCAUUGAUAAACCAGGAGAAUGGGAAGAUGUAACCAGAGUCCCUGGAAAUGUCACUUCAGUUCACGUGCAGCUCAUCCCUCAUUAUAACUACCAAUUCCGUGUCUUUGCUGUGAAUGGAAUUGGAAACAGUCCUGCAAGUCUUGUCUCAGAAAAUUAUGCUACGCCACCUGCAGCUCCUGAGAAUAACCCAUAUCUGAUAUUUGUUGAAGCAAAUCGUUCAGAUGAAAUGACAGUGAGAUGGGAGCCCCUGAGUUUAGAUGAGCAAAAUGGUCCAGGAUUGGAGUACAGAGUCAGCUGGCGUUUACAUGGCGUGGAGACACAAUGGCAUCAUAAAAAAGUUAAACGUCCACAAUUUACAAUAAAGAACACACCAGCUUUUGUGCCGUAUGACAUUCGUGUCCAAGCUGUUAAUGAUAUUGGAGCUGGUCCUGAUCCAGAGAUACACACUGGUUACUCAGGAGAAGACACUCCUGAUGCUGCCCCAUCUAACGUGGUAGUGAGCCUUGUAAAUCACAUGAUAGCCAAUGUAACCUGGACAGAAGUAUCACAGGACAGGAUACGAGGACAUCUAUCCGGUUAUAAGAUAAUUUACUGGAAAAUAAAAAGUCUACAAGAUGGGAAAAUGCAUCACGGUGAGCGACACACGCUGUCUUUUAGUGGCCAGAGGAACUCGGGGAUAAUCCCUAUAGUUCACCCAUUCUGCGAGUAUCAAGUAUCUGUUGCCGCCUAUAACACUCGAGGUGAUGGCCCAGAGAGCAUCCCUGUCACUCUCCAAACUCCAGAAGGAGUGCCAGAGCAACCACAGGUUUUACGAAUUGUAAGUUCUGACCUGGAGUCCUUCACACUGUCCUGGGCCCCACCAAAGAGAAAAAAUGGUAUCCUUACCAGUUACAUACUGCAGCACCAGAUAAUUAAUGAAAGUGAUGUCAUAGGGGGUUUAUAUAACAUCACCAUAACAAACCCAGAAGCAGUCAGUCAAAGAAUUCCGCGUCUUGAGCAUGGUAUGAGGUACAAGUUCUACCUUCGAGCAUGUACCCGUAUUGGAUGUAGCAAACCCGUGAGUGAAGAAGGACUGGCCCAAACACAAGCAACUUACGCUAACGUACCUCGGAGCCUAUCUACUCAAGGAUGGUUUAUUGGACUGAUGUGCGCUGUGGCUCUUUUAACACUUUUAAUGCUUGUUGGUUGCUUUGUGCAGAUAAAUAGAGGAGGAAAAUAUGCAGUGAAGGAAAAAGAAGAUCUCCAUCCUGAACCUGAAGUACAGUCUAUGAAGGAUCAGUUCUUUGAUGACUGUAGUUCCAGUGAUAAGAAGGCAACAAAUGGCAGCAUGGACUCAUUAAGCUUAGAUAUUAAAACCUAUGACAGUGUGGAUAGCCUUGUCCAGUACAGUGAUGGAGAACACAGUAACUUCAACGAAGAUGGAUCUUUCAUUGGAGCUUACACAGAAUCAAAGGAGAAACAUCUAGGGGAUGGAAACACACACAUUCAAGCUGUUCGCUCUUAAUAACUGCACAGCAUCCACAAAGAACUUUAUCACAGUUAUUGAAAUACUCAACGAGAAGGACACAUUUGGUGCACAACUGUAAGAGGGAAUUGGCUUGGAUAUUCAAAUGUUUAGUAGCCAAAAUUGACUGUUCCGCCUCACCUAAAAAAAAAUGGAACGUUGUCAUUUGUUUCCCCAGCAUCGUCAUUUUACCAAGCAUUCAUAAAUCAUUUGCAACUGAAGAAGCAUAAGCAUUUGUUCCGGUACACAUGACUAUCACAAUGUACACUAUUUUGUGAAGGAGGUCAUAACAUAAUUGCUCUUGUUUUCAAUUUAACAUUUUGAAAUAUCCCAUCGUGCAACUGUGCUGUCUGUACAUCGCGCAUGUGCUUUGAAGAUCCAAUGUUUAUCUCUAAUGCAGCAACAUUAUUGGAGCAUGGACUGUCCUAAUUAUACUAUUUAAAGGGCUUUUCAAUUUUUUAAAAUGGGCGGUAUAUCAAUUUUUUUUUUUCAACUUUAAAUGUCCUACAGCCCCUUCAUGUUGUUUCACUGUCUGCUGGUCCUGCAUGCAUUACAUCAUGUCCAUCGUUCAUGUGAUUGCUUGAUGCCAAUUAAUGACCUCAUUGAUAAUGUGCUGUUCACACACACGUUUCCCUGCUCUGUGCCCACUUUUUUUUUUAUUUUUAUCGGAAAACCCUUUAAACAAAGAUGGAGUUAAGUUGGGAAAGUCAAAGUAUUUGUAAAUUAGUAACAUCUCAUACAGGUGAAUCAUGCUUCUUAUUAUCUACUAUAACUCUUAUCACAGUUUAUAAACUGAACCCCAAUUUUGACAUCUCUGUUAUCUGUUAGGGUACUUUCACACUAGCGUUAGAAGAAGUUGCCGGAACUGCCUGCCGGAUCCGGAAAUCUGUAGGCAAACAGAUAUACAUUUUUUUCCGGAUGCGGAUCCGUCUGACAAAUGCGUUGCAAUACGGGAUCCAUCUCUCCGAUGUCAUCCGGGAAACCGGAUUGGUUUUUCCAGAACACUUGGUACCGGAUCCGGCAUUAAUACAUUUCUAUGGAAAUUAAUGCCGGCAAGUGUUCUGUAAUUUUGGCUGGAGAAAAUACCUCAGCAUGUUUUUUUUUUACAGUAUUGAGCCCCUAUGACGGAACUCAAUACCAGAAAACUUUAAUGCUAGUGUGAAAGUACCCUUAAGGUGUCCAGACAUUAGGCAUAUACAGUAUAUAUAAAUAUGGUAUAAAAUGAACAGAUAAAAUUUGAAGAAUACAAAAUUUGACCGAGAGCCUCGAUCGAUCAAAAACAUUAUACGUCUGCCAAACCAGCCAACUCUAAUUUUAUAGGAGUGCCCCAAUCUGGAUUUCAACUUGUCCAAUCCUUCGUUCCCUUGGAUAUUAACCUGAUUCAAAGGAUAUCUGUAGUGGUUUUUUCCCCUCCACCCACUGAAAACACAUGUUUGGUGGAGCUGAGUUUGCAUGUUUAUGGAUGAGUUAGGAGUCAUGGAUGUUUGACCAACAGCUGCUGUCUAAGAAGUAUUGUCACCAUUAGUUCCUAGAUAUUAAUGGAUGAAAGAAGAGAGGGCCAAAACACAUUUCCUCUCCAUUCUUUAAUAUUAAGUACAUGGCUAAUGGUGGUGACAAUUGCUUUAAGUGAAAACUAUGGGCAAAUUUAGUUGUAUCUUAUAAAGCCAACUGUGUGGUCAAAUCACCUUUGCUGUAUUUCUUCCUAUACUUCUUGGAACACGACAAAGGUAAAUAUGGCUCCACUUAGAUCAUUGAUCUUUAACCAGUGACGCUACAUUUGUUUCUAAACUACAAGUAACAGCAUGUCCUAUAGGCAUCAUAGGACAUACUGGGAGAUAUAGUUUUGCGAUAGCUGGAGAACUGCAGGUUGGGGACCACUGACUUAGAUAGUAACAUGGUCAAGAAGGAAACAAUUUCCAGGUACUGACAGUGGUGGCUGAAGGUCUUUCCUGCAAACCUUUACUUUUAUGUUUUCAGUGGAAACAGAUUUACUACACUAAUAAAAUUCACAAAGCUGUAUGCUGCCAAAACUUGACAUUAUUUUUUUCAACAUUUCUAUUCUCUGGUGGGUAAAAGAUGAACAAGAACUGUGUCCAUGUACUACAGAAAAAUAUGCAUGAAAAAGAAUAGCCCACUCAUGCUAGUGGUGGGUCAUCAAAACGUGUGCCCAGCACUCCUGCUGGUGGGUGAUAAUUCUGGUUACUUCAUAGAUGGUUAGUAAAAAAGUCAUGACCAUGUACCCCUCAAACCUUCCACAUGGCAGUUAUGGUUGUAGCCUACAGAUAUUUAAAGUUUAGCCUCUGUUUGUGCUAAUGCCACCUUUUAUCUGCAUGAUGAGCAACUAUAAAAGAAUAGUGUUAAGUUGUGUAACUGAAGGAAUCAUAGAUGCUGUUGAAAUGGAGGAAGCUCAAAGCUUUGUGUUGUCUUGUUUGUAAUGUGCCCUUUGAUAAAAAAUAAAAAAUAACAAAAAUAAAAAAA